AUCAACCAAAAUCGCCCCUAACCAUUCUGAUGCAACAGAACACGCCUCGUUAAAACAGCUGACGCAAUCUCUCGCAGAGAAGAAAGGAGGCCCUUUCGAACACCACCGUUGCCGAUUUGUAUUAUAUUUGCUUGAUAAAAAAUCCAGGCUAUGGCGGCUGUUUCGGGUGCAUUUGUCGUUACCCAGACGUCGUUAUCAUCGAAACACCAUUCUCCAUCUUCUUCUCCGACGAUGUUAUUAGGCACUCGUGCUUUCCCGAUGAACAACAAGACAGCUCGAGGUCUGAUCCGUUGCGAGCUUUCUUCAUCAAGUGUCUCGGCUCUUCAGCAGCUUAAGAAAUCCGCCAUUGACAGAUACACAAAGGAGAGAAGCAGCAUUGUGGUGAUUGGUCUUAGCAUCCACACUACUCCUUUGGAGAUGCUUGAGAAGCUUGCCAUUCCUGUCGCUGAAUGGCCUCAGGCUAUCUCUGAGUUGUGCGCUUUGAAUCAUAUUGAAGAAGCUGCU
This is a messenger RNA of Brassica oleracea var. oleracea, 504 nucleotides long. RefSeq names its product glutamyl-tRNA reductase 2, chloroplastic-like. NCBI's taxonomy places the organism in Eukaryota, Viridiplantae, Streptophyta, Magnoliopsida, Brassicales, Brassicaceae. Gene Ontology annotation, biological process: tetrapyrrole biosynthetic process. The transcript has 2 exons. The record is from RefSeq and is a predicted model, not a curated record. Gene Ontology annotation, molecular function: NADP binding; glutamyl-tRNA reductase (NADP+) activity. The annotation marks the transcript as partial.